GCACACACACUGGAAAACAUUCCCGUCCCUCCCCGCGGUCCGAGAUAGGAACGACAUCUACCCUGUGGCCGAUGACGUAGCGAUGAGGACUGUGUGCGCGAGACCGCCGUCGCACUGGGAGUGGGGGAACGGGAGAAGGAGCGAGCGACGGGUAAACGAGAGAGAAACAACAGAAAGGGGAAAAGAGGAAAAAAACGAAGCAAGCUGACCAGCACAAGCGGGUUUGCCGUGGCUUGCUGGUCGGACUCAGUGGAGCGUUGUCUUUCUAUAUCGGGUCGUUUGCUUCCGUUCUCUUGUGUCUUAUUUUUAUCGUACUGAUUCCAGUCCUCUGCACCCCGCUCUGGUGGGUUAAUGCGUGGAGGAACAGGAGCCAACGACACGCUGGGGCUACUGCCGUGGACCCGUUUUAAAUUACUUUGUUAUUGUUAGCUUGCUAGCUGGCUACACAUACUCGCAAGCAAAAAAAAACAAACAAAAAAAAAACAACGGUGGAGUCUAGGGCCUGGUUUUAGUGUCAAAGAAAAGCAUAGGGGGGCUAAAAUAGCGAGAGUUUUAGCAAGCUAUUAUUUUAAACGCUGUUGGCGCAUUUGUUAGAAAUUCGAUCGGGCUUCCCCCUAGCUUGCAAGUUUACAAGCUUAACAUUUCUUGUUACAGCAUAGUUUGAAGUAACGUUACAUUUGCUGUAGUAGGUAGGCUACAUUACCGUAAGGCAUCCAUUCAGUUCAGUUGUAGCUGACAAGUACACUGUUUUUAAAUAUAUUGGUUAAGGUUAGCUAGUCUUCAUACAUGUAGUGAGCGUCUGAUCACAGUGGUUCAUUAUAAAAUAAAAAAAUAAGCGUUCUCGUAUUGGCUAUUAGCCUAUGUGACCAUUUUAUUUGUCAGUGAACGAUGUAUUGAUGCCCGUUGUUUACAUCUCAGCUUUUGAAAACAAUGCACUCGUGUGACAAGCCACUUUGAACCACCGCGGUUUGGCGUCUGGAUGUAGUAAAAUUUACACUUGUCGUUGUUGUUUUCUUUGAUUUUUGUUUGGUUUGUAAUUUUUCCACGAGAGCCUCGGAUUUCAGAUUUCAUCCAUCCACAAAGACACGCGAGCGAGCCGCUUUGUACUCGCUGCCCGUUCAGCUAGCUAGCAAGCUAGUGCGUGUUUUCGCUGACAUUAUAUCUUGGGGCAGAUAUUAAUUGAAACAGUCUAACGUUUCCCUGUGGAGGUUUUGCGUGCAGGAUUCCCCUCUAACUAUCGAACCGACUCUUGGUUUUAUUUUGUGGCGGGGGCCGAGGUGGGGGUUUUUAUCAUUCUUUUUUAUUUUUAUUUUUUGUAUUCAAUUUUAUUUCUCCUACCCAUUGUAGCUAGCUAAUUGUUAAAACUCGGUUGCUCGCGAAGACGGCGAGGUUCUUCCUGAAACUAUGGAUGAUCAGACCCGUAUGAUGACGGGUCUCGUCGGAAUCGGCGGACUAACCCAAGCCGAUGUGGGCGACCCAGAUUCGGUUCGGAAACAGCAGUCUCUCGGCCAGCCCCAGCAAGACAUUGGGGAUAUUCUUCAACAGAUCAUGGCUAUUACGGACGAGAGCCUCGACGAAGCGCAGGCCAGAUGCUGGCCAGAGGAGGCGCCGGCACGCUGGGCCGGAGCUGACGAGCCUGCAGAGGGAGGGGGCGCAGGGGGGGGCUCAGAGGGGGCCCUGCCGCUCAACUUCCAGUACAGGAAGCACGCCCUGAACUGCCACAGAAUGAAGCCUGCCCUCUUCAGCGUCCUGUGCGAGAUCAAGGAGAAAACAGUGCUCAGUAUUCGGGGGGUACAGGAGGAGGACCCCCCCGACCCCCAGAUCAUGCGGCUGGACAACAUGCUGCUGGCGGAGGGCGUGUCCGGGCCGGAGAAGGGCGGGGGCUCGGCGGCGGCGGCAGCGGCGGCGGCGGCAGCCGGGGGGUCGCCGAACGACGGCAGCAUCGAGCACUCGGACUACCGAGCGAAGCUGGCCCAGAUCCGGCAGAUAUACCACUCCGAGCUGGAGAAAUACGAGCAGGCGUGCAGUGAGUUCACUAACCAUGUGAUGAACCUGCUGAGGGAGCAGUCUCGAACCCGGCCCAUCUCGCCCAAGGAGAUCGAGCGCAUGGUGGCCAUCAUCCACCGCAAGUUCAGCUCCAUACAGAUGCAGCUCAAACAGAGCACCUGCGAGGCCGUCAUGAUCCUGCGCUCACGCUUCCUCGACGCCAGACGCAAGAGGCGCAACUUCAACAAGCAGGCGACAGAGGUGCUGAAUGAGUACUUCUACUCCCACCUGUCCAACCCCUACCCCAGUGAGGAGGCCAAGGAAGAGCUCGCCAAGAAGUGCGCCAUCACCGUCUCUCAGGUCUCGAACUGGUUCGGCAACAAGAGAAUCCGCUACAAGAAGAACAUUGGUAAGUUCCAGGAGGAGGCCAACCUGUACGCAGUUAAAACUGCAGUGGACGCAGCCAGCGUUUCGGCCCAGGCAAGCCAGGCCAGCUCUCCGGCCACGCCCAACUCAGGCGGAUACCCUGCUCCCUGCUACACACCUGACGGCCGGUUAUGAGGAGCUGCCAGAGAGAGACCUGCACCCCCACACUGCCUGGAUUUGCAGGACAGCACCAACCCCUCCCCCUCAUUCCCAGCAGCCCCCACUCUGACAUGAGCAUAUACUCCAUUCCGCUGCCCCUCACACUCUGACCCUCGCCACUGACAGACGCGCACACCGUCAGCCAACCCCCUGGCAUUCUGGCCUGGACAGCAAGCAGGAAGUCCCUCCCUCUCCCUACUGCAGGAGGCGGGUUAAAGAGGCGGAGGGGGCGGAGCAACACUACACCUCAAACGUCUGCGAGGAGCUCCUGUUUUUCUCUCCACUGUUUACACUCUGUACUUCCUGUGCUGUGUUCCUGCUCCAGGCUCAGAGUGAGUGUGUGUGUUUGUGUGUGUGCGUGCGUGUGUGUAGAGUGUGUGUGUGCGUUUGUGUGGUGUGAGUGUGUGUGUGUGUGUGUGUGUUUAUGCGUGAGAUCAUGUAUGUGGGCUUGCAUAAUUGCACCCAUGUUCACAACCAAAAAAAUCUUUUUGGAUGUCUAUUCUGUUUUCCAGCUGAUGCUGUGCUGUCGCGCACACACAAGCACGCACACGCACUCCAAAACAGUACUGGUCAGUGUGGUGAUGCACAUCAUUUCCGCUGUGAUGUGACUCUGGUCUCGCUGUUACCAUGGAGACCAUUUAGUCCUCCCCUUGUAUCAGAGAAGGAGAGAGAGAAAGAGAGAGAGAGAGAUAGAGAGAGGGAAGGAAGGGAGAGACACAGAGAGCUCUAAUAAACACAGGAUGAUGUAUUCUCACUACAGCAUGCGUUUAUGUUCCUUCAGUUUCCAUUUUGCACUCCGCUUGACGUUUCUUAGGGUUUUUCUUUAAUCUUGUUGGCUCAGGCUCACAUUUAGACGCACACAUACAGAUACUACAGAUAGGCGUACUCUCUUUCACACACAUGCGCAAAGGCAAUUAUCCAUUCAUUCUGUGUUUUUAGUGUGUGUGUGUGUGUGUCAUUGUGUGUUGGCCUGUGUGUGUCAUGUUG
Messenger RNA from Anguilla rostrata (American eel), 3558 nucleotides. Its product is annotated as pre-B-cell leukemia transcription factor 1-like. Lineage: Eukaryota; Metazoa; Chordata; Actinopteri; Anguilliformes; Anguillidae. The transcript has 9 exons. Gene Ontology annotation, cellular component: nucleus. Gene Ontology annotation, biological process: neuron development; animal organ morphogenesis; eye development. Gene Ontology annotation, molecular function: DNA-binding transcription factor activity, RNA polymerase II-specific; RNA polymerase II cis-regulatory region sequence-specific DNA binding. The record is from RefSeq and is a predicted model, not a curated record. Bases 1405 to 2547 code for a protein of 380 amino acids.